GUGUAGAAGGAGGAGGAAGUAGUAGAAGAAGAAGACGGAAAAGGUUCGUUUGUUGCUGAGGCCUGCACAUCUCAUCUUUUGCAUUCUUUCCCUUUUCUUAUCUAUCCCAACAAUAAAGUAAGAACACAGACGAACAUCGGAAGAUGCCUUUGCCUGUGCAAGUGUUUAACUUUCAGGGUUCUGUUGAGCCCAUGCAGAUUGAUGCAGAUCCUCAAGAUGACCCGCAGAAUGCUCAAGAUAUCAGCUACAUCGUAGAAAACCCAACACUGGACUUGGAACAAUAUGCUACUAGUUACAGUGGAUUAAUGCGGAUUGAGAGGCUUCAGUUCAUUGCUGAGCAUUGUCCUCAGCUUCGAGUGGAGGCACUGAAGAUGGCUCUCACAUUCGUCCAGCGAACCUUCAAUGUGGACACAUACGAAGAGAUCCACCGCAAGCUAACAGAAGCCACAAGGGAUGUUCAGGGCGUGCCUGACACUGUUCCUGAUGGAGGGGUUCUACCUCCACUGGACUCAGCCUGGGCAGAAUCCACUAGGAAAAAGGCUCUGCUCAAACUAGAGAAGCUGGAUACAGAUCUGAAGAACUAUAAAGGCAACUCGAUCAAAGAGAGCAUCAGAAGAGGCCAUGAUGAUUUGGGGGACCACUACCUGGACUGUGGUGACCUCAGCAAUGCUCUGAAGUGCUACUCCCGUGCCAGAGAUUACUGUACCAGCGCUAAGCAUGUUAUUAACAUGUGUCUGAAUGUCAUAAAGGUGAGUGUUUACCUCCAAAACUGGUCGCAUGUGCUGAGCUAUGUGAACAAGGCAGAAUCCACACCAGAAAUUGCAGAGCAAAGAGGGGAGCGAGACAGCCAGAAUCAAACAGUCCUAACCAAACUAAAGUGCUCAGCAGGACUUGCUGAAUUGGCCUCCAGAAAGUACAAACCAGCUGCUAAGUGCUUCCUGCAGGCUUCGUUUGACCACUGCGACUGUCCAGAGCUCUUGUCUCCCAGUAAUGUAGCUGUUUAUGGGGGAUUGUGCGCUUUGGCCAGUUUUGAUAGACAGGAGCUCCAACGUAAUGUGAUCUCUAGCAGCUCCUUCAAGCUAUUUCUUGAAUUAGAACCUCAGAUUCGUGAUAUCAUCUUCAAGUUCUACGAGUCCAAGUAUGCAUCCUGUCUCAAAUUACUGGAUGAAAUAAAGGAUAACCUGCUGUUGGACAUGUACUUGGCUCCUCACAUCAAAACCUUGUACAGUCAGAUCAGAAACAGAGCCCUAAUCCAGUAUUUCAGUCCCUAUGUAUCGGCUGACAUGACAAAGAUGGCACAGGCUUUCAACACCACAGUAGCAGCUCUGGAAGAUGAACUCACACAGUUGAUACUGGAGGGCCUCGUCAACGCACGUAUCGACUCCCAUAGCAAGAUUCUAUAUGCGAGGGACGUGGAUCAGAGGAGCACUACAUUUGAAAAAUCUCUCCACAUGGGAAAAGAGUUCCAGAGACGGGCAAAAGCCAUGAUCCUCCGUGCUGCGGUGCUUCGUAACCAGAUCCAUGUCAAGUCUCCACCCAGAGAAGGGAACCAGGGUGAGCUGACACCAGCCAACAGCCAGACCAGGAUGAGCACCAACAUGUGAAUAGUGUCUGGUUAUGUCCAACCAUCCCAGCUCUUCCCAAUUCAUUUACAAGUUGUGUUCUCCUAAUAUGGAAGCUAAAAAAUGAUGUGGCAUGGAAACUUAUUGUGAUCACUGUUGAAAUUAAAACUGAAGAUAUCAGCUGUAUAUUAUUACUGAAUGAAAUUCCUCUGGAAACGCUUGAUGUUUAACCACAUCAUCAGAAACAAUGUUUUAAAAUAAACCCUGUUCAAAGAAUGUGUGGCCUGUAUUGUCUGGAAUUUGCAGCCUCUAAUAAUUUGCAUUAUUUGAGCUGUUUGUGCUAUAAAGUGCUACA
Poecilia reticulata (guppy) is the source of this 1917-nucleotide messenger RNA. It is a transcript of the gene gps1, whose product is annotated as G protein pathway suppressor 1. Gene Ontology annotation, cellular component: COP9 signalosome. The record is from RefSeq and is a predicted model, not a curated record. Lineage: Eukaryota; Metazoa; Chordata; Actinopteri; Cyprinodontiformes; Poeciliidae.